Messenger RNA from Acanthoscelides obtectus, 405 nucleotides. Lineage: Eukaryota; Metazoa; Arthropoda; Insecta; Coleoptera; Chrysomelidae. The record is from the annotation of a GenBank genome assembly.
AUGUCUGGUCCCACAUCGUUCGAUAUGGUGGGGUCAUCUCCCAGUAUGCCAGUAGCAUUCACCUCUUUCUUGGCUUCAUCGAUGUCGGACGAUGAUGAUGAAGGGCAAGACUUACUGACCUCUGUAUCGAAUUCCGAACCUAUGGCAGAAAGACAUUCUCAUGUAGGCUUAACUGCGCAGUCAUUCACGAAAUGUAGGUUGUGCAAAAAAGCCUUCUCCGACAGCAGCACCCUAACGAAACACCUCCGGAUACACAGCGGCGAGAAACCGUACGAGUGCAAACUGUGCCUGUUGCGAUUCAGCCAAAGUGGAAACCUGAACAGGCACAUGCGCGUCCAUGGCAGCACGGGGACAGCAACCGUCUCCAGUGCAUUGGGGAUUAAUCACAGUUUGCAGAAGAUUUAA